Chelonoidis abingdonii (Abingdon island giant tortoise) is the source of this 1586-nucleotide messenger RNA. NCBI's taxonomy places the organism in Eukaryota, Metazoa, Chordata, Testudines, Testudinidae. The record is from RefSeq and is a predicted model, not a curated record.
GCUACGAUGACGGAGAAGGUUCCCUCGUUCUCCCCUGGCUCCACAGUGAGCUCCGCUCUGCCCGGUUACAUCACUCUCUGCUUCACUCUACAGGUUCUCAGGCUGGUGUCAGCACAGUUCACAGUGACUGGACCUGACCAUGCAGUCACUGCCUCCCUAGGUGGGGAGGCCGUCCUGUCCUGCCACCUGUCCCCCAGGAUGAGCGCUGAGAACAUGGAGGUGGGAUGGGUACGAUCCCAGGACUCUGAAAUAGUGCACCUGUACCGUGAUGGGCAGGAUCAGUAUGGACAGCAGAUGCUGGAAUAUAGUGGAAGAACUGAGCUCCUGAGAGAUGACAUCACCAAUGGGAGAGUGUUCCUGAGAAUAUACGAUAUCCAACCCUCCGACAAUGGGCCGUACAAGUGUUUUUUUCAGUCCAGUAUCUUUUAUAAAGACGCUUUAUUGGAACUACAGGUGGCAGGUUUGGGCUCUGAUCCUGUCAUCUCUGUGGAGGGACAUCAGGAUGGAGGGAUCCGUGUGGUGUGUCAAUCAUCCGGAUGGAACUCACAGCCCGAGGCUCAGUGGAGAGAUCUCCAGGGGCAGAUCUUACCAUCGGCCUCUGAAAACAUUGCCCAAGAGGCCAAUGGCCUGUUUCAGGCAGAGAUUGCCAUUGUUAUAACAGAAGAGUCCAACCAGAAAGUGUCCUGCUGUGUCAGGAAUCCCCUACUCGACCAGGAGAGAAAGACAGCAAUUUCCCUAGCAGAGCUGUUUUUCCCACGAGGCAAUCCCUGGACGGUGGCUCUGGGGGUGAUCCUGCCUCUCCUGGCUGUUCUCACUGCCCUGGCCAGUUACUGCUUCUGGAGGCAAAGCAGAGUGAAAGAGGCUCUGCAAUCUGAGAUGGAGAGACAGAAAGCCCAAGGAUACGCAGUGGACGUGACUCUGGAUCCAGACACGGCAAAUCCCUGGCUCGUCCUGUCUGAGGAUCGGAAACGUGUGAGAGACGGAGACAAACGACAGAACCUGCCUGACAACCCUGAGAGAUUUGAUCCUUGUGUCUGUGUCCUGGGCGCUGAGGGGUUCGUGGGCGGGAGGCGUUACUGGGAGGUGAAGGUGGGAGAAAAGACAGGCUGGGAACUGGGGGUUUGUAGGGAAUCUGUGCGCAGGAAGGAGCUGGUCACAUACACACCUAGGAAUGGAUACUGGGUCAUGGUGCUGAGGGAUGGGAAAUACUCUGCCUGCACCUCCCCCUCGACCCCCCUCCCCGUGAGCGUCAGGCCCAGGCAAGUGGGGAUUUUCCUGGACUAUGAGGCGGGCGAGGUCUCGUUUUACAAUGUGACUGACAGGUCCCAUCUCUUCACUUUCACUGGCACCUUCUCCACGACGCUCCGCCCUUAUUUCAGUCCUGGUUACAGUGCUGGGCCUACAAACACGGCUCCCCUGAUAAUCUGCCCGGUCCCAGCUCAGGCCGGAGGGAAUCUCGGCCCCUGACAGUGACCCCGCGGCACAGACUGGCCCCUCCCAGCGCUGCUGUAACUGGAUUUUUUUGUGCUGCCCAGACGCUGCCAGUUUCCCUUUUCAGCUGGAGUAGAAACCCGGACACCUGGCAC